ACACCUGGAUGGUCGGCAAUCCAAGUGCCAGAUAACUCACAUCUGGCCCGCGGCUCUCCUCUUCCUCCCGCCAGUCCCGGCGCGACCCCCGCGACCACGACAUCCUCGGCUGCAAGCUCAACUCGCAUGCCUAACUGGACUCCCCACACGCAGCCGAACGAGCUCAACACGGUACAACUUUCUUCAACGCGGGGCCCCUCCGCCUCUAUAUAGCCCCAGCUCCACGGUCCAAAGUCCAUAAGCAGUCAGCUAGGUUCCCCUUUAGGCGCGCCGACGACGAGCCCGCCCACAUCUCCCCCGGCGCGCGCCCCCGAAAGAUGGAACGCCCGCUGCUCGCCGCGCUCCUGGUGGUGUGCGCGCUCGUGUCGGCCGGCAGCGCGCAGCCGGCGGAGGAGCUGCGGCCGGGGGGCAACGACGACGACGCGGCCGACCAGGAUAUGCGCAUCAGCACGACCAUGAUCGCGCUGCUGGCCGCCGUUGUCACGGUGUUCUUUUUGAUCCUCGCGUCCAUCAUCUAUCUCCGCCACUGCACCGGCCACUCGUACCCCCACGCCCCGCGGCCGGACGACUCCCGUGGCUCCGGCCCCGGCGCCGGCUUCUCGAGCUUCAUCGCGAGGCGGCAGCAGCGGCGGGCGGCAACGCGCGGGCUCGCCGCCGAGGUGGUCGAGGCGUUCCCCACCAUGCGGUACGCGGAGGCUAAGGCGCUGCGCGUGGGGAAGAAGGCGGCGCCCCCGCUCGAGUGCGCGGUGUGCCUCAGCGAGUUCGAGGACGAGGACAGGCUCCGGCUGCUGCCCAAGUGCAGCCACGCCUUCCACCCGGACUGCAUCGGCGAGUGGCUCGCCAGCCACGUCACCUGCCCGGUCUGCCGCCGCAACCUCGACCCAAGCAAAGAUGCCGGCAGCGACGACGAGGCGAGUGCUCGUAAUUCUAACCCCCCGGCGCCGGAAGCCAACAGCGCCUCCAGCGAAAUCGCCGUGUUGCGGCACCACCAGGCAGACGGCGGUGCGCGACCACCGGCCGUGGUCAUCGACGUGGUCACGGAGGAGGAAGCCGAGCAGCGCAGGAAGGAAGCGAUUGAGCUGCAGCGGAUAGGGACCCAGCGGCGCGCGAUGCGGUCGCGGUCGCGGCCGGCGGGGGCGAAGAAGCUCGUCCGGUCGUACUCCGCGGACCACUCCCUCCCCGUAGUCCGGCUCGACCGCGACCUGGAGCGGUUCACGCUGCGGCUGCCGGAGCACGUGCGCAGGGAGAUGGUCGCGGCCGGGGAGCAGAGCGCGCAUCGCCGCGCACAGAGAGCCGGCAGAUGGCCAUCGUUCCUGAGGUACACCAGGACGCUGUCGGGAAGGUUCUUUUCGACGCCGAGGAGAACGGAGAGCUCCGAGGGAGGAGAGGUGUCCUCUUCAUCGUCGACGAGGAUUAGAGGGAAGCGCGUGGCCGCCGUGCAUUUCGUCGAACGCGGCGGCGUGUCCGGUGCCAAAGUCGGCUCUGUGGCGGUCGAUGUGGACAAGGACAAGGCAGCUAGCCGGCAGGUUCGAACGUAGAAAAGGAACACGACUUUUGAACCUACAAAGCGGUGUCCUUCCAACGCAUGCGGGGAGUCUGUCUGUACUAUUAACUCAAAAAGAGACCGUAAUCAAUCACUCGCAUGCAGUAAUAGUCAAGAAGCCCAGUUGAGGCGCGUGAAUAGCUUUUUUCUCUACGUCUCCCUCCGUCAGGAUUUAGAAGACGUGUUUAAAAAAAUUAUCUGAUUAUU
Messenger RNA from Hordeum vulgare subsp. vulgare (domesticated barley), 1750 nucleotides. Its product is annotated as E3 ubiquitin-protein ligase ATL31-like. Lineage: Eukaryota; Viridiplantae; Streptophyta; Magnoliopsida; Poales; Poaceae. The record is from RefSeq and is a predicted model, not a curated record. The transcript has a single exon. Bases 318 to 1538 code for a protein of 406 amino acids.